AUGAAGAGCUUCAUCGGCUCCCAGGUCGCCCUCCGCACCUUGGAGGCUGGUUUCAAUGUUUGUCUUGUGGUUCGGCGCGAAGAUCAGGCUGACAAGCUACGCCGGAUCUUCGCCGAACACCAAGAUAAAAUAACCUUUGUUGUCGUGCCCGACAUCACCGCACCCGGAGGCUUUGAUGAGUGCUUGCAGGGGGUUGAGUAUGUGAUGCACGUAGCCUCACCCAUACCCGGCUCAGGCACUGCAGAUCACCUGACUCCCGCUGUGAAAGGAACAGUGUCUGUGCUACAGUCGGCUCUGAAAGUCCCAAGCAUCCGGAAAGUGGUGAUCACGGCCUCCAUCUUCUCUCUGAUACCCAUUGGACCAAUCCCAGAUGGCGCGGUCGUUCGAGAGGAUAACGAUUUCGAUUUUACGUUUGAUGUCGAAUCUCUUCCCGGCCGCCCCGAAAUUGAAAAAUAUCAUGCCAGCAAGAUAGCCGCCCAAAAGGCCGUGAUCGACUUCGUGGCCGCCAACAAUCCACCUUUUGACAUAGCCACGAUUCAUCCCAUCUAUGUCUUUGGUCGCAGUCUCGCCCAAGAGACUGCGGAGCAACUUAACGGCACGAACAGACUGCUCUUCCUUUCGCUCACGUCUGGAAUGCCACUGGAUGGGCAGUUCAUCGGCGUUCAUGUGGAUGAUGUUGCUAUAGCGCACGUCAGAGCUCUGACCAGGAGCGGUAGUACUGUCAAGGGUGUACAGCCGUACCUUGUUUCGUGCAAAAGACAUUCGUGGCGGGAAGUAUAUGGUUUUGUGAAAACGCGCUACCCCAAUGUACCGGUCAAGCUGGACCCCGUGGAUUCAACCAACUAUAUGGUUGAUACCACUAGGGCAGAGCGUAAGCUGGGAAUGGAGUUUCGACAGAUGGAAGAGCAGGUGGCAGAGGUCACGGAUCAGCAGUUGGAGCUAAGGGGUUAA
Molecule: messenger RNA, 951 nt
Organism: Penicillium argentinense
Lineage: Eukaryota; Fungi; Ascomycota; Eurotiomycetes; Eurotiales; Aspergillaceae
Product: NAD-dependent epimerase/dehydratase
Exons: 3
Coding region: 1-951 (316 amino acids)
Molecular function (GO): oxidoreductase activity, acting on the CH-OH group of donors, NAD or NADP as acceptor
Source: RefSeq, a predicted model, not a curated record